UACAAGUCGAAACAAUAUUCUAUAUAAGUCUGGUCUCAGACCAUUGUUCUUAAACAUACAUUCACGAUUGCAGCAUCCAAUUUCAAAGUUACUCGAAUCGAAAUCCGAAAAUGAAGUUAGCGGCGAUAUUUUACUUUGCAAUACUUCACCUAAGUGUUGCAGUUUCGAUAGGCAAUGAAAACCGAACUACGGCAACUCCAAAACAAGAUGAACCCUAUGAAGAAGCCUAUGUAAGUGACCUAGAAGACUACGAUGAUGAUAUGAUUAACAUGCUCGUAGAGGACGGUGUCAUCAAUGGUCCAUCUGAUGGGUAUGCUUUGGACAAGUACGAUAUGACAGACGAAGAUGAUUUCGGGGAACUACUGGAGGCCCAUGUUUCGCGGAAGAAACGGGAUGUUGAAGCUCUUGAAGAAUUAAUUCAACCCCGUGUGUCUAGAAAAAAGCGAGAUGUGACAAUCAGUAAGAGGGAUGCACACGGUCAUGAUACCCCAACCUCGAGCCACGAGAACGUUGAUGGAUGCCCACCUUAUUUCGUUCAGUGUAUGAGCAAGUGCUACUUCUUCAGCAACUUCAUAUACAAGUACGAUGACGCCCGCAAGGCAUGCCAGGCCAGUGGGGCAGACCUAGUCGCUAUCGAAAGUGUACAAGAGGACUUGUUUUUGACGAAGAAACUCAAGUUGUUUACAAAGACCGCGAAGAAAUUAAAACAGGGAGGUCCAAAAGCAGUUAAGAAAUCUUCCGGAUUUCGCUUUGAUGCUAUCGUGAGAGCUAUGAAAGCUAGGGGAUUGGCGCAUGCUUUACCGGCGCAUCUGCGACAUAUGGCAAAAAAUGAUAAACCGUCAGAGGAUCUUCCCAACGGCUGGUGGACUAGCGCUCGGACAGCCCUACCGUAUGUCAAUAGACACAGCCCACAGGAGUGGGUCUGGGAACAGACAAAUAAGACGGUUGGCUAUACUCGCUGGUAUUCAAGCGGCCACCCUAAGACUAAUAUUCCAUGUGUGGCCAUGUGGCGCAGGUUUAAGAAUUUGGAGUGGGCGUCCACUCCUUGUAACACAUAUUUGGGACUGGCAUGUGAGAAGGACAUUUCCUACUGAUGACCAGGUCAUCUAUGAAGACUUACACUCCCUUCUUAAAGUUUGGAAACCAUGGCUCCCAAAUUGGAUAACUCGAAGCCCGUUGACAUUUUGAAUCUUAUUAAUUACAUAUUAGGACAAAUUACAGACAAAUUUUUAGAUUGCAAAGCACUAAGACUAAAAUCUGGCUUAAUAAGGGAAUUGAUGUUUCCCAAACAUUUUUCGGGAAGUGUCAAUGUGAAUAUUGAAAUCUAAAAUUGAAAGCCAAUGAAGCCAUUCAGAUUUAAAUGGUAUUUGAAGCAUGAUAAAUGUUGACCUGCAAUUAUGUAAAUUAUGAACAUAUAUAAUAAUAAAACAAAUUGAUAUGAAUGACUAUCUAGGAUUCACCAACUAUUUUAUUAAUAAUGAUUUUCCCAGCAGAAUGGCUUCAUUGAUUUGAUGGUAUAAGUCUUAAGAUACACUACACCCCCUCCAAAAGUGUGGUUACACUGACUCAACAAUAGAUAGCGUUUGUAAAAGCAUAUUUAUGUUAAAUCUGAUUUUCCCUCGAUGAUGAUGAUGAUGAACUUUAUUACUGAUAAUCCAUAUCCAGGCUAUAACACUAUAAGUUUUUGAAUGAUUUGAAGUGCAAUACAUGAUAUAUUCUGCUCGAGAAAUUCCGUAUUGGAACGAGA
This is a messenger RNA of Owenia fusiformis, 1747 nucleotides long. The record is from the annotation of a GenBank genome assembly. NCBI's taxonomy places the organism in Eukaryota, Metazoa, Annelida, Polychaeta, Sabellida, Oweniidae.